AUGGAAUUAAAAGAUAAUGAAAAAUUCCUCAAUAAUUCCAAUGCUCAGCCUCUGACCUUCUUCCUGACGGGUAUUCCAGACCUGAAAGCUGCCCAGGUCUGGAUCUUCAUCCCUUUUUGCCUCCUGUAUAUCAUCGCCCUCUCUGGGAACAGCAUGAUCCUGUUUGUGGUCCUCCGUGAGCCGAGUCUUCAUGAACCCAUGUAUUAUUUCCUCUCUAUGCUUUCAGCCACGGACUUGGGCUUGUCCUUGUGCACACUUUCCACUACUCUUGGUGUCUUCUGGUUAGAAGCCCGGGAGAUCAAUUUAAAUGCCUGCAUUGCACAGAUGUUCUUUCUUCAUGGAUUUACUUUUAUGGAGUCUGGAGUUCUGUUAGCCAUGGCCUUUGAUCGUUUUGUGGCCAUUUGUGACCCACUGCGGUACACUACCAUCCUCACCAAUGCUAGGAUUGCCCAGAUCGGGAUGAGCAUGCUGAUAAGGAAUGUUGCUGUCAUGUUACCAGUUGUGCUCUUUGUCAAGAGAUUAUCCUUCUGCAGGUCUACGGUUCUUUCUCAUUCUUACUGCUACCAUGUUAAUGUCAUUCAACUCUCAUGUACGGAUAACAGAAUCAACAGUAUUCUUGGUUUAUUUGCACUCUUCUCCACAACAGGAUUUGACUGCCCUUGCAUCCUGCUCUCCUAUGUCUUGAUCAUCCGAUCUGUUCUCAGCAUUGCUUCCUCAGAGGAGCAGAAGAAAGCCUUCAACACCUGCAUAUCCCACAUCAGUGCUGUUGCCAUCUUCUACAUUCCCCUCAUCAGUUUGUCUCUUGUCCAUCGCUAUGGUCAUUCAGCACCUCCAUUUGUCCACACUAUCAUGGCCAAUGUUUUCCUGCUAAUACCUCCUGUGCUCAAUCCUAUUAUCUACAGUGUGAAGACUAAGCAGAUUCGCAAGGCUAUUAGGAAGGUCUUAAUUCAGAAGCAGAUACCCUUAGUGAAAAACACUGAUGAAGCAACUGAAGUAAUUAUUGUCACGGAAGUAGGCGUCUAUUCAUUCUCAGGAGGAUUUGCCUAUGCUAGUGAAGAGUAUGGGAAUACAAAUAAGGAUAUGAAUCUCCAGCAGUGCUGUAGCAGAGAAGAUGAAGAACUUGCAAAAUUUUAG
Molecule: messenger RNA, 1134 nt
Organism: Chrysochloris asiatica (Cape golden mole)
Lineage: Eukaryota; Metazoa; Chordata; Mammalia; Afrosoricida; Chrysochloridae
Product: olfactory receptor 51F2-like
Exons: 3
Coding region: 1-1134 (377 amino acids)
Biological process (GO): G protein-coupled receptor signaling pathway
Cellular component (GO): membrane
Molecular function (GO): olfactory receptor activity; G protein-coupled receptor activity
Source: RefSeq, a predicted model, not a curated record